CCAGCCAGAGAGGGUGGAGAACGGACAUAUCAGUAUUGGCCCUUCUCUACUAGUGAUCUGUACAACUGGAAAACCCAGACUCCCUCAUUUUCUGAAAAACCACAGGGUCUUAUUGAUCUCUUAGAGUCUAUCCUUUUCACUCACAAUCCCACUUGGGAUGAUUGUCAGCAACUGUUACAGGUGCUUUUCACAACAGAGGAGCGCUAACGGAUCCUGUCAGAAGCUUGGAAAAAUGUGCCAGGGGUGGAUGGGAGGCCCACGAUACAGCCUAACCUUAUUGAGGAAGGGUUCCCCUUGGUGCGACUCAGCUGGGACUUCGAACGCGCUGAAGGUAGGGAGCGUCUCCGAGUGUACCGCCAGACUCUUACGGCCGGCCUUAGAGCAGCCACCAGGAAGCCAACAAAUUUGGCCAAAAUAAAUUCAGUGAGGCAGGAGCCAAAUGAAAGCCCAGCAGCCUUCCUUGAAAGGAUAAUGGAAGCUUUUAGACAGUAUACCCCUAUGGACCCACUGGCCGAUGAGUCACGAGCGGCAGUUAUGUUAGCAUUUGUAAAUCAAGCAGCCCCCGAUAUUAGAAGAAAGUUACAAAAGAUAGAGAGGUUAAGUGAACAAUCCUUGCAGGAUCUAGUGAGGGCAGCCGAGAGAGUUUUUAACCAUAGGGAGACCCCAGAGGAGAGAGAGAACUGCAUUAGAUGGAAAGAAAGAGAAUUUAGAGCUGAAGAAAACCGUAAAAAUCAAAAGGAACUGGUCCAGAUAUUUUUUGCAGGGAUUGAAAACAAGAACAGGUCCCCAAAAGGGAAAAAGAUGGACUCAAAAAUUGAAGAAAAAACAACAAGGCGUAAGCUUGAGAAAAACCAAUGUGCGUUUUGUAAAGAGUUUGGACAUUGGAAAGACAAAUGCCCCAAGAAAAAUCUGAAAGAGAGGCCCAGGACCCCCAAGAACGAGCCUCCUUCUCCAGAAAGUCAUAUCCUCUACGCGGGUGAGGAUAGCGACUAGGGGGGUCAGGGCUCGAUGCCCCUCCCUGAGUCUUGGGUAACCAUAAAUGUGGAGGGGAAACCGGUUGGCUUCAUGGUGGACACGGGAGCCCAAUACUCAGUCUUAAACCAAAAAGAUGGACCUAUGUCUAAAAAUAGUAGCUGGGUACAGGGAGCAACCGGGACUAAACGAUAUGGAUGGACUACAAAACAGCAUGUGAACUUGGGGGCCCACCAGGUAACCCACUCUUUUUUGUGUCCAGCGCCCUUGCUAGGAAGAGAUUUACUGUCUAAGGUGAAUGCCCAAAUUCAUUUCGACCACGGACAAGUGUCGGUCUUAGAUGGGACCGGGCAUCCUCUUCAGGUCCUGUCUCUGGCAUUGAAAGAUGAAUACAGACUAUAUUUGCCAGAGGCACCAGCGACAAUAAGCCCCGAAGUACAACCAUGGGUUCAAAGUUACCCUCAGGCCUGGGCUGAAACAGCAGGAAUGGGACUAGCCAAACAGAGGCCCCCUAUUGUUGUGGAACUAAAGGCCAAUGCUUCCCCGGUGAGGUUACGGCACUAUCCCAUGAGUCAAGAGGCUCGACAAGUAAUCAUGCCUCAUAUACAACGCCUCAUAGAUGCAGGGAUCCUAAAAAGAUGCCAGUACCCAUGGAACACUCCUCUGUUGCCUGUGAGAAAGCCUGGGGGAACGGAUUUUAGACCGGUUCAAGAUCUGCGAGAAGUCAACAAAUGGGUGAGUGAUAUUCAUCUUACGGUUCCUAACCCUUACACACUACUAAGGGAUUUGCCCCCAACCUACAUUUGGUAUACUGUUUUAGAUUUAAAAGAUGCCUUUUUCAGUCUGCCUCUUGCCCCUACAAGCCAAGAGAUCUUUGCCUUCGAAUGGCAAGAAGACGGUGGCCAGACCCCUGUACAGCUGACAUGGACUCGCUUACCACAGGGCUUCAAAAAUUCGCCCACGUUAUUUAAUGAGGCUCUGGACGAAGACCUCCAUGAGUAUUGGGUUGAACACCCUACCAUUGUUUUAUUACAAUAUGUUGAUGACCUCAUGCUGGCAGCGGCUACAGAAAAAGAUUGCCAAGAGGCAACAGGUGACCUUCUCCAAACCUUGGGGACUUUAGGUUACAGGGCAAGUGCCAAAAAGGCCCAGAUCAUCAAACAAGAGGUUACAUACCUCGGUUAUAAGAUAAAACAGGGCCAGAGGUGGCUAACACAGGCCAUGAAAGAAACCAUCCUCCAGAUCCCUGAGCCAGCUAACCCUAGGCAAGUGAGAGAAUUUCUGGGAACUGUGAGAUAUUGCCGAUUGUGGGUCUUGGGGUUUGCAGAAAAGGCUAGGCCCCUAUAUGAGGGGAGCAAAGAAAACAAGGACUGGAAAUGGACUGAGCCAAUGAAGAAGGCCUUCCAAGUGCUCAGGUGAACCUUGCUAGAAGCUCCUGCCCUUGCCCUCCCUGAUCCAUCUAAGCCUUUCCAAUUAUUUGUGGAUGAAAAGCGGGAGAUAGGAAAAGGGGUACUAACACAAAAAUGGGGACCAUGGAAGCGACCUCUAGCUUACCUUUCCAAGAGGCUGGACCCAGUGGCAGCUGGAUGGCCACCUUGCCUCCAUAUCAUUGCGGCCACUGCUCUCUUGGUCCACGAUGCUGAUAAACUGACUUAUGGACAGAGACUCUUGGUUUACACCCCUCAUGCCAUAGAGAGAGUUCUAAAGCAACCCCCAGGUAAAUGGAUUUCUAAUGCCUGCUUGACGCACUACCAGGCCUUGCUGCUCGACACCACACAGAUACAUUUCCAAACGCCCUGUGCUCUAAAUCCAGCUACUCUUCUGCCCAAUCUGGAGGGAAAUAGCCCCCUCCAUGAUUGUGAUGAGAUAUUGGCUGGGGUAACAGCAAUACAAAAAGACUUAACCGAUACUCCACUGGAUAACAGUGAGCUAAUAUGGUUUACAGAUGGAAGCAGUUAUGUAAAAGAUGGACAGAGACGGGCGGGAGCCGCAGUAGUAGAUGACUCUGGACAAACCAUAUGGGCUGAGGCCCUUCCCCCAGAUACCUCCGCACAAAAGGCAGAACUAAUUGCCUUAAUUCAAGCAGUAGAGAGGGCCAAAGAAAGGAGAAUAACCAUUUUCAUUGACAGCCGCUAUGCUUUUGGCACGGUACACAUCCAGGGCCCAAUAUAUCGGGAAUGGGGGUUUUUGACAGCAAAAGAAAUUAAAAAUUUGCCUAAAAUCCGUAGACUUUUGGAGGCUGUACAGAUGCCUCAGGCUGUGUCAAUAGUACACGUACCUGGACACCAGAAGGGCAACAGCCCUACGGCACGAGGGAAUUGUGCUGCAGACCUGUUGGGACGACAACUAUGUGAACAUUUACACUUUACUCAUCUGGGAGAAAAAAAGACUCUGAUGCUCUUUCAAACUGCGCGCCUGCAAUUCCCCCGGCACCAAACGACUGUGAGGAACAUAGUACAUGCUUGUAAGGCAUGUCAACAAAUGAGACCAGGAAAAGGACAACACACAGGACUGAGGUAUCGGGGAGAAGGACCGGGGCAGCACUGGGAAAUAGACUUUACCGAGGUAAGGCCAGGCAAGUAUGGUUACUGGUACUUGUUAGUCUUGGUAGAUACCUUCUCAGGGUGGGUAGAGGCUUUUCCUACAAAAGAGACCGCGAUGAUAGUGGCGAAAAAGAUUUUAGAGGAAAUAGUUCCCAGGUUUGGCCUGCCGGUGACCAUCGGCUCUGAUAAUGGGCCUGCUUUCGUGAGUCAAAUAGUUCAGAGCCUUGCCCUAGCCCUGGGGACCAAAUGGAAGUUACAUUGUGAAUACAGUCCACAGAGCUCAGGGCAAGUUGAAAAAAUGAAUCGGACCCUAAAAAAAACUUUAACUAAAUUGGCUAUAGAGACUGGCGGGGACUGGGUGACCCUCCUUCCCUUCGCCCUCUUCCGUGCACGUAAUACUCCUUAUCAACUUAAUCUGACUCCAUUCGAAAUUCUGUAUGGGAGACCUCCCCCUAUAUGUCCAAUCUUUGAAGGGAAGAAACUACCGCCUCCCACGGGUUCUGGGCAUGCCCGGGCCACCAGAGGACCAAUUGGAAGACUUGUAGGGGGGGGACAAGAUUAUUUUUGUAAAUCAUGGGAUUGUGUUACUUCUAAUGAUGGGCCUCGGCACUGGGAGGUGGAAAAUCUGGACUUGCUCAACUUCUCGUUCGCAAAGCCCACUCCCCAGGCCCUUGGGGAUCCAACUUUUAAAUGUGAAGAGAGUUGUAACUAUGCACAGGUUAAGAUAAGGUUCAAUCAGGAAAAAGCAAAAAAGGAGGGGGCUUGGAUUUCCGGCCUAUCUUGGAGAAUACAGACAAGAGAGGUGGGAGGAUUCGGAUACAUUGACGGAGGAAUUAUAGUUAUAAGCCAGAUUCUAGAGCCAGUGCAGGUAUACAGUAUAGGUCCCAACCCAAUGGAAAAAAUUGAUGUAACUCCCUACCCGACAACCUCCCUACCUAUAUCACAGAGACCAACAGAAGACCGAGAGGCAGGCUCCCUUAUUAAACUCGGACAUACAGAUCCAUUAUAG
Molecule: messenger RNA, 4524 nt
Organism: Capra hircus (goat)
Lineage: Eukaryota; Metazoa; Chordata; Mammalia; Artiodactyla; Bovidae
Biological process (GO): DNA integration; virion assembly; proteolysis
Molecular function (GO): zinc ion binding; aspartic-type endopeptidase activity; RNA-DNA hybrid ribonuclease activity
Source: RefSeq, a predicted model, not a curated record